This is a messenger RNA of Leucoraja erinaceus (little skate), 5621 nucleotides long. RefSeq names its product melanocortin-2 receptor accessory protein 2A-like. Bases 3853 to 4323 code for a protein of 156 amino acids. NCBI's taxonomy places the organism in Eukaryota, Metazoa, Chordata, Chondrichthyes, Rajiformes, Rajidae. Gene Ontology annotation, biological process: protein localization to plasma membrane; regulation of adenylate cyclase-activating G protein-coupled receptor signaling pathway. The transcript has 3 exons. Gene Ontology annotation, molecular function: signaling receptor regulator activity; corticotropin hormone receptor binding; type 3 melanocortin receptor binding. The record is from RefSeq and is a predicted model, not a curated record. Gene Ontology annotation, cellular component: endoplasmic reticulum; plasma membrane.
GUCUGACCCACUAAAUUACCCCAUAACUUUAUGCCAUCUCAUAGAUUGUCCUAACAUUCUCCUUAAUCUUUCCUUCCAGAUGUAUUUCAUUGGCCUCUUUUUGCCCGCCAAGUUCCCUCCUAUAGUCCCCAUCUUCCUCCAGGAACUAAAUUAUUUUCAUUUGCCUAUACUUGUCAUAUGCUUACUUUUUUGUUCAAACCCCCACUCUCCCUUGUCAACCUGAUAUCCCUAUUUUACCAUCCUUGCCUUUUGCCCUGACUGGAACAGCUCGGUCCUGAAUUCUCGACAUCUUACUUUUAAGAGAUUCAGACUUGUUGGAUAUUGUUUUACCCACAAGCAUUCUCUUUUGUCAGGAAGGAACUGCAGAUGCUGGUUUAAGCCAAAGAUAGACACAAAAUGCUUGAGUAACUCAGCGAGAUAGGCGGCAUUUCUGGAGAGAAGGAAAGGGUGAUGCAUCACCCAUUCCUUCUCUCCAGAGAUGCUGCCUGUCUCUUUUGUCAGGCCUGAAAUGAGCUUUUCCCCAAUGUAGGAUUUUAACCUGUGGAUAAAUUUAAUGCCUUUCCAUAAUUAGCUUGAAACUCACAGAAUUAUGAUAAUUAUUCCCAAUAUCCUUCCCAUUGGUAUUUUACCCCUUCCCCAGCUUCCCUUCCCAAGUUACGGUCGAGUAUAGCCUCUUCUCUUUUACCUUCUCAUACACUCACAGACUUUUAAAUUGUGUUAUUUAAAUCUAUUUGAGUAGUAACAAAAAUAGCAUGUAUGCCACAAGUAUUUAUCAGGUCAGAUCAUGGUUGGUAAAUAUUUCCAACAAAAUCUGGGUUUUUUAUGGAUUUCCACAUUUGCAGUAUUUUUGAGAUAUCUUGAGGUUGUGGGAAAUAUGAUAUAGUUUUGUUUUGUAUUGUUUGAAAGUUUACCACCAAUAUUUCCUCCUCAUUUUUUUUGUGAAAGAUUAUGAUUGAUGCAGAGUAUAACGAUAUUAACUCAACUUCACUGAUUAUUGGGCUGCUAAGAAUCUUUCAGUUCUAAUGAUAGUUCAUCUUCAGGGAAACCAAACACAAAUAAACUCAGUGAUCACCAACUGUGGAAACAUUUAUAAAUCUGUGAUUAUUUUUUUGUGGUCUCUUUCAGUGGCCCUGGAUGCAUGUUAAUUAGGGUUAAUGAACUUCCACCCAUGGCAUACUUUUCUGAACCAUUUCCUUUGUUUAAAAAGUCCAAUAUUUAUUAAUCUUCUGCUGAUUAAAAGCAGUUGGUUUCUUGCUCUUUUUUAUAUUGUGCACCCUAGCCUUCACUUCUUCUGUUAAAUUCCUUCUCUUUUUUUAAAAUUUCCCAUUACUCACAAAUGCUACCCCCAAUGCAAUCCAGUCCAGGGCUGUCGGUUAACCUGGCGGGACAGGCAGAGUUGAGCUGGAGUUAGCGCUUCUUCUCCGCGCUGGCUGUAAGCCUGGGUCGCCACUGCUCUGGGCCUGUCCCAUCAGUCCAGGGUCACCUCGGACAACUCCGGCCACCGUACAGGGAUGGGACACUCGGGAGGGGGAGGGAACGGAUCAGCAGCAAUUCAACAUCGCUUGACCGGAGACCCGGGUUCGAUCCAGUCUAAGGAUGAAAGGCAGGUCUGUAUUCAUGCAGCAGCACAGUUGCCAAGAAUGUUUACCUUUGAGUGACCUUUGACAAAUCCCAUGAUUCCUUGCGUUUUUCAGAAUACCAAACUCGUUUAUUGUAGUGUAAGGGUUAAACUGACAAUUGCAGCUAAAAUGUGAAAUGGAGUUAUCAGCUAAGUUAACAGCCCUACAUUCCAUAGCCUUUUGAAAACAAGUUUCCAGACGCAUUAUCUCCUCGCACCUGUGAUCAUUGCUUGGGAACGCAGCCUUUCCCAGGCCAUUCUAUGGGAAAGCGUAACAUUGGCAAACACAACAAAACAUCAAUAAUUGGGUAGACCACCCGCGCCCCCUGCGCAAGUAGUGCUGAAACGUUGCAGACAAGGGGGGCUUAUUGGCUCGGGGAGGGGACAGCGGCACGGUCUGCUCUGAUAAGAAAUGCCAUAAAGAUUGGAGUUGGGCGCCCUUUCUGUUAGAGAACCUCAGCCUUCGACCAUGUCGCGAACAGUGCCAGGUUCUCAAGAAUGAAACAUCCUGUGGCAUGCUAUGAUGAGUUUGCGAGUGUGUACUGGUUUACGUGUGUGUAUGUAGAAACAUCCAGCGGUAUGCUCUACUGUGUACUCAGGAUUUGCGAGUGCGUUCGGGGAUAUUUGAGGAUAUGUGAGUGUAUGUGCCUUAUUAAGUAGUGUUUUUCAGUUUUAGUAGAGAGGUUCUUCUGCAGUUAUAUAGGGCUCUGGUAAGACCACAUCUAGAGUAUUGCGUACAGUUUUGGUCUACUAAUUUGAGGAAGCACAUCCCUGUGAUUGAGGCAGUGCAACAUAGGUUCACAAGAUUGAUCCCUGGGAUGGCGGGACUGUCAUAUGAGGAAAGACUGAAAAGACUAGGCUUGUAUUCGCUGGAGUUUAGAAGGAUGAGGUGGGAUCUUUUAGAAACAUAUAAAAUUAUAAAAGGACUGGACAAGAAAGAUGCAGGAAAAAUGUUCCCAAUGUUGGGCGAGCCAGAACCAGGGGCCACCGUCUUAGAAUAAAGGGGAGGCCAUUUAAGACUCAGGUGAGAAAAAACGUUUUCACCCAGAGAGUUGUGAAUUUGUGGAAUUCCCUGCCACAGAAGGCAGUGGAGGCCAAAUCACUGGAUGGAUUUAAGAUAGAGUUAGAUAGAUCUCCAGGGGCUAGUGGAAUCGAGGGAUAUGGGGAGAAGGCAGACACGGGUUAUUGAUUGGGGACGAUCAGCCAUGAUCACAAUGAAUGGCGGUGCUGGCUCGGGGCCGAAUGACCUAAUUCCUGCACCUAUUUUCUAUGUUUCUAUAGUUUUAUGAAGCUGGGUGAUGACAAAUGACCAAGCUCAGUGCUGGUAAGCAAAACUGAUUGCCUUUAGUAUAAAGCACAGGAGUGCACAAUAACAUCUUAAAUUUAUUUCAGUAUCUCCACAGGCCCAGCAAUUCAAUUAAAAUAGUUAGAACAUUAUCGCCCCAUUCCCAUAUUUACAGAUAAUGAUCUUUCAAAGUUUUCAGGUGGGUUUUGUUCCGUGUUCUCAUUUUGUUCCUAGUACCUAUUUUACUGAAGUGAAACAUUUGUUUUGUUUACAUAUCUGUAAUCUCAGUUGCGCCUAAGCGUUUAAAUACUUUUAAUUACAUGUGAGAUUACCCGGUUAUUUUCGUGUGGGAUACAAAUUAGGACAGCAGAUUUAAAAAACGCGGACUAGAAAUUAAGGUUACGAUUAAAAAUAUGUACCGUAUCUAUGGUUUAAAUCACGACGAUGCAUACACCUCCAGGGGUCCAAAUGACAAUUAAAUAGACUAUUGACUAUUGACUAUUGACAAUGAUGCUGCGCUUGAAACACGAAAAGGUAUUUUAAGUGAUGUUAUCUGGAGGUGUGUAGAUUUUGUUCAGUACCUGGGAAUCCAUUCCAGGUAUUCCCGAUGGUUAGGUCAGAUGCACGGUUUGUCCCUGUCUGUGAAACAAGUCCUGGACUUGUCACUUUGUUUGUCUAACCACAGAUGUUGCGCUGUCUGACCUGCUGCAUGUGAACGACGUGUUCUGCUUGUGUUUCGGAUUUCCAGCACGGCAGUUUUGUUGUUGAUUUUCAGUGACUGGCAGCCAGCAGAGGGAGAUCAUUUGCCACCUCGCACAAUGAUAGCUACGGCAUCGGCGACUUUCUGGCAGGGGUUGGGAUUUAUCUAUCGAGUUAGGUAACUGAAGCGGACGGGCAGUAUUAAACAGCAAGCGGCUCCCCUCCCCGCCUGCUUCAUUUGUGCAUUAACAUGAUGGUGGAGGUUGAAGAUAUUGCCGCUUUUGGAAACUCUUCCGAUGCAGCGCUCACCAGCGGCCCGAUUUACGAGUUCGAAUACGACUAUUACGAAUUUGAUAUUUCAUUUGAUGGACUCAAAGCAAAUAAGUAUUCCAUUGUAAUAGCCUUCUGGGUUGGUCUUGCUGUCUUUAUGAUAUUUCUCUUCAUAAUACUUAUGUUAAUGUCACGUUCUGGUCCAACACCAGCACAAAUCGAAAGCUCACGGAGAAAGACAGCAACAAAGUUUACUCGGAAUGUUCGUCAUCAAGAGCAAGCAGAGAAUGCGACCAGCUGUGUCAUUUCUUCAUUACUACCAACUGUCUCUGGAAAAGCAGUAAAUGCCAACCUCAACAAUGAACAGAAGUGUUCUGAAGCCUCAGCGGUACCACAGACACUGCUGGAAAAUAUUGUAAUUCCUGGCAAGGUUAUUCCAUCAUCAGACUAGCCCUGAUCUUCAAUAAAUUGCCAAUUCCUUGUCCUGGGGUAAACUUGUAGCAUCACAAUAUUUAGCUAUAUGGUCUGAAAUAAAAUCAUUCAUGUAUGUUUCAAUAGUUCAAGGGGACUUUUAGAAUUUUUAACUGGAAUUGUUGAAGUUAUGCCGAGCGAAAAAUCACUGGAGACCAAAACGAAUAUGUUGAAACGACAGAACAGCAGGCCAGGCAGCGUCUGUAGCAAGAGGAACAGAAAUUGUGAACCUGAUUGCUUUGGCUCAGUCAUUCCCAGAAGUGGCAGACAUCAAUGCUGUCAAACUUAUUCUUGAGUUGCAAUGGCUGCAAUGUCCCCAGUGCCCGAUGAACUUCAUUGGAACAGUGUAGAAGGCAAAAGGUGGAUACAUCUGAUUGGGAGUUGGGAGAGCAGAAAUCAAGAGAGAGUGAAUAAGAAUUUUGGGGUUAAAGAGGAUACAAGGUGCUGGAGAAACUCAAAGGGUCAGGCAGCACCUCUGGAGAACAUGGAUAGGUAACGUUCUCAGUCAGGACCCUUCUUCACACGGUUUUCUUUCUGGAGCUGUGGGAGAGACAGAGCGAGGGCCUACUGGUGCCGGCAGAGGGUGUAGAACCUAGGGCUUGAUAAAAGAACUGUUGUAAGAAACGGUGGAUUGACUGCAAUGAUCUGAAAUCCGGGUUGGGUAUGUGCUGGGAGGCCUGAAAACGGAAUUUGGGGGGCAUAUUUGUGAUAUGAUAUAUAUUUGUGAUAUAACAGAAAUAGAGUCAUAGAAUCAAACGGCGUGCAUCAGGUCCUUCAACCCAUCUUGGCCAUGCCAACCAACAUACCCUAUCUCCAUUAGGCCCACCUGCCUCCGUUUGGCCAAUGUUCCUCUAAACCUAUCCGAUCUAUGUACCUGUCUAAAUGUUUCCUAAACAUUGCAAUAGUAAUAUAAUAGUAACAUACACCCACCACCCUUUGUGUAAAAAUGCUAUCCCUCAGGUUCCUAUUAAAUCUUCUCCCCCCUCACCUUAAGCCUAUGGCCUCUUGUUCUCGAUUCCCCUAUUCUGGGCAAGACGCUGCACGCUUACCCAAACUAUUCCUCUCAUGGAAGAAUUACGGAGAUAUUCCGCAACACAGUUUGCAAAUCUGCAUUCGGUCUCCAUGAUGUUGUGGAGACUGCAAUACAAGCAGUGACCUGGAGAGUGUGUAGGGCACAGAGGAUGUUAGGUAAAAGGCCAAGUUGCAAUGUCUAUCUCCAGAGGUAAACUUAAAAUAAGGAUGUUGAAUGCCCUAUUUGCAGAGGUAGGUAGCAUGGGA